This is a messenger RNA of Phyllotreta striolata, 786 nucleotides long. The record is from the annotation of a GenBank genome assembly. NCBI's taxonomy places the organism in Eukaryota, Metazoa, Arthropoda, Insecta, Coleoptera, Chrysomelidae.
CUUAACCUAAAAUACGAAUGAUUAUUUUUCAUACCCAAUAAUAAGACUAAAUAAUUGUUAAAUAUAUUUCCAAUAUGAAUCAAGCCGAAGUGAAUAAAUUAAUGUCUCAACUGAGAGUCUCAGUAAAGCGAUUAAGGAAAUUUAGGAAUCCACUAGGUCCAGAGGAAAGGUUAAAUAAACUAAGAAAAACUGUUACAGCACUGAUUAAGCACGAAAGAAUAGAACUCAAUUAUCCAAGAGCUGAUGAGUCCAGAAUGUACGCAGAGCGGUUAAUAUCCGAUGCCAUUAGAUACGGAGAUUGCCACAAAUCCACGAUGGAAAUGGCGGACUACUGGCUUAUAGAGAAACAACUAAUCCAUAAGUUAUUCAAAGUGCUUGUGCCCAGAUACGAAAAUUACACGAUCUCUUACACGAGAUUACUCAACGCACCGAGGCCCUACCCUGGAGAGAAACACUGCAAAGCCGUCUUAGAACUGAGAGGCAACCCGUACCCGUCUCUCGUGAAAGAUUUCCACUCCGACCGAAGCCUGUUGCACAACGUCCUUUUGGACGAGGCCAGACGGGCCUACAGGUCCGAAAAGUACAAAGAAAUAGCUGCGAAAGUUACGGCCAAUCUCAAAGACAACGGAGACAAAACUAGGCAAGUUGAGGCUAAUGCUAAUGAUGAAGCUAAAGCUACUCUUACUUCAGACAAGACGAAAAAAGUUGAGUCUAAUGAAGAAACUACUACUUAAAUUGAUGUAAAGAGUUGUAUUUAGAAAAUAGUGUUAAUAAAUAUAAUCCACC